CAGUAGUUAGCUUAAGUACUUAAAGCUUCUUCUCCUUUCAUGGUCCUUAGUUCUAACACUCUUCUACCCCUCACUAUAAAUCUGUGAUCUUCCUGUGUUCCUUUUAUUUUACUUUUAUAUCUGCCCCACUUUACUCUCUGUGUUAUCUAUCGUUUCUACUGCCCCCUCUUAACUUUCCUUUUCUCUUUCACUCACGACCCACUAGAUCACCAUGACAGUGAAACAAGAACACGAGCUUCGCAGUCAGAACGAGCCUCCUAGGAGUGCUCCCACAGCCCAACAGCUGUUUUAUCGCGUUAAGGAAGAGAUUCUAGCUACGGCCGGUUCUGGAUAUCUCGAAUAUCACAUUUCUAAUCCUGGUAUCGGCUGGCAAGUAGCCAGAAGUCUUGAUUGCGACGGACAAGUUGAACGACGUUCAGUGCGACUCUCCUACGACUCAGUUGCGUAUAUCCUUUCCGUCAGGAUGCCUACUGAAUUCCAUAAUGCUCAUCUAGCUUGGGCUCAUCGCGAGUUCGCACUAAGUGUCUCUGGUGGCUUCUUUACCUUACAGGAGUAUGAUACAUUUAUUUGCACUUCUGAUACUAGCUUCGAUAGUUUCUUGCCACCUUAUCAGAACUCGUUUAAACAGCCAGAUGGCUACUUUAAACCAGCGGGCGCGCCUUGUCCGACUGUCGUUUUCGAAACGGGGUACUCUGAGUCCUAUCCACAGCUGGUCGCAGAUCGAAAUCUCUGGAUAAACGGCACCACCGGGGUUAACGUUGUUAUCCUAUUGAAAUGGUCCCUAGUUAGGAAUAGGACCGCCGUUAAAGGGUAUAUUGAAGGUUGGCAUAGGAAUAUGCCAACCUGCCAGAGAUUUGAUAUUUUCCCAGCCCCUCCGCCAGGAACCCCGGCACAGACAAUUACCCUUUAUAGAAGGGACUUCUAUCUUCCGGGUGCGGUGCCUUUCGGGAGAAAUCCUAAUGAUGUGUGGCGAUGGCCUAUAGAUUCCCUCCGCCUCAAGGCGGCUCAGACAAUCAGGGACUCCGGAUACGUUCCUGCAUAGACGUUCCCAUGUUGGCCUCUGGGAAUGUUAGCUGGGAAAUGGAUCCAAGAUUCGAGGCGUCUUAUAUCACGUUCUUCUGAACUGCUGCGAAACUCAUAAUCCCCACGACUUCAUUGAAGAAAUGAACUACAAUUACCGUUGAAGAAACGGGUCAUAGUCCCCCUGAAUAAUGGGCCAGAGCCCAUUGAAGAAAUGGUCAUAAUUCCAUUGAAAAGUGGAUCUCAAUUGCCGCUGAACAAGUGCUAUUGUGCACUGAACAAGUGCUACCUGGUACUGAAGAAGUGCCCCCCCCUCCAGCGAUAAGCUCGCACCUCAACGUGGUGCUGGAGUCUAGUAGCCAUGCCGGCGAAGCUAAGACGAGCUUACUUAAUUUAUCUCUAGCCUCAAAAGUUGAAGGUUCAGCUAAAGUAUUAGCACUAGAAGAAGAAGAAGAAGAAGAAGAAAAACUAACUAAUAUAACAG
This is a messenger RNA of Paecilomyces variotii, 1504 nucleotides long. RefSeq lists its product as hypothetical. Bases 212 to 1042 code for a protein of 276 amino acids. The record is from RefSeq and is a predicted model, not a curated record. NCBI's taxonomy places the organism in Eukaryota, Fungi, Ascomycota, Eurotiomycetes, Eurotiales, Thermoascaceae. The transcript is spliced from 3 exons.